CAUAAUUAGCUAGAGAAACAUAACACCAUAAUAUAUAUGGGUUCUGAAGGAGGGGAGAGGACGUUCACUGUAUCGGUGGCCAAGAAGGAAGUGGUGGCAGCAGUGCUGCCAUUGCAAGAACAUUGGCUGCCACUCUCCAACCUAGACUUGCUUCUCCCUCCAGUUGAUGUGGGUGUUUUCUUUUGUUAUAGAAACCCAUUAAUGAGCAUGAAUUUUGGGUCCAUGGUUGGUGCUCUUAAGAAAGCUUUGGCUCAAGUUCUGGUUUCCUACUACGCUUUCGCUGGUGAGGUUGUGGCGAACUCAGCGGGAGAGCCUGAGAUACUAUGCAGCAACCGUGGUGUGGACUUUUAUGAGGCUUUUGCAGAUAUUGAGCUUCAACACCUCAACUUGUAUAACCCCGACCAGAGCAUUGAAGCCAAACUCGUGCCCAAGAAGGAGGACGGUGUGCUUGCUGUCUAGGCAACAAAAUUAAAAUGCGGCCGAAUAGUAUUGGGGUGCAAAUUUGACCAUAGGAUAGCAGAUGCCUACUCAGCCAACAUGUUUUUGGUGUCCUGGGCAGAGAUGGCUCAAUCUAAAGCAAUAUCAGAUUCAGUGGUGCCAUCAUUCAGGCGAUCUCUUCUAAAUCCUAGACGUCCUGCUUGUAUCCACCCCUCCCUAGACGAUAUGUACGUCCCCAUCUCCAAACUGCAACCUCCCAAAGACUCCGAUUCUGAUGAUGAUCACCUCAUAAGUCGCAUUUACUAUGUUAAAGCCGACAAAGCCGACGAACCUAAUAAAUUUACAAUCCGCUUGCGCUCCAUUGGCUUGCCAGGGACCAAGCUCGAGUCUUUUUAGUGCCUGCUUUUUGAAACUUUUGCCAAGUCUGCUCCAAAAUGGAAUGAGCCAAGGUUUCAAAAAUGGGCCAUUUGUUUUGUGGAUGGAGGACAGAUUAGUGGAUACUUGGAUUCGUACUUUGGGAAAUGUUUGCUCCGGAUUCCUUAUGGAAAAAAGAAAAUUGAUGAGAGCUGAUCGCAAUCCAUUAAGGGGGUAGCAAAUGAGGUGCAUGAUUUUCUAGAAAGUGCAGCAACGAUAGAGCAUUUUCGCUUAGGAUUGAUUGAUUGGGUCAGAGGCUAACCAGAGCCAGCCUUGGCUAAGAUAUAUGGCAUGGUUAGUGAAUGA
Messenger RNA from Jatropha curcas, 1158 nucleotides. The record is from RefSeq and is a predicted model, not a curated record. NCBI's taxonomy places the organism in Eukaryota, Viridiplantae, Streptophyta, Magnoliopsida, Malpighiales, Euphorbiaceae.